AUGGCGCCCACACAGGACACCAUGUACCGCUCGGCGGACAUGUCGUUGACCCAGCUCUACAUAGCUAACGAGAUUGGCCGCGAGGUCGUCUCUGCGCUUGGAGAGCUCGGUGUCAUGGAUUUCAGAGAUCUCAACUCGGACACGACUGCCUUCCAACGCACCUUUACUCAGGAGAUUCGUCGCCUCGAUAAUGUCGAACGACAGCUCAGAUACUUUCACGCCCAAAUGGAGAAGUCGAGCAUUACGAUGCGAUCCAUCUAUGACUUCAAUAAUCCCUUCACUGCGCCCUCCGCCUCCGAGAUAGAUGAGCUCGCGGAUAAGAGCCAGAGCUUGGAACAGAGGAUUUCUUCAUUAAACGAGAGCUAUGAGACGUUGAAGAAGCGCGAGGUGGAGCUUACAGAGUGGCGUUGGGUACUAAGGGAGGCUGGUGGAUUCUUCGACAGGGCCCGCGGACAGACUGAUGAGAUCAGACAGUCCCUCGAUGAUGACGAUGCGCCUCUCCUCAGCGACAUUGAGCAGAAUGGAUCAGGUGACGCAGGCGCUGAGCGCUCCUUCACCGUCAUGAACAUUGGCUUCGUUGCCGGUGUCAUUCCCCGUGAGCGCAUGGGGGCCUUCGAAAGGAUCUUGUGGCGUACCCUCCGUGGCAACUUGUACAUGAAUCAGUCAGAGAUUCCGGAGCCCAUCAUCAACCCCGAGAGCAACGAGGAGACCAGCAAGAACGUAUUCAUCAUCUUUGCCCAUGGCAAGGAGAUCAUUGCCAAGAUCCGCAAGAUCUCCGAAUCAAUGGGUGCCGACCUGUACAGUGUGGAUGAGAACAGCGAGCUUCGCCGCGAUCAAAUUCGGGAGGUCAACACUCGGUUGAGCGAUCUUGCCAGCGUGUUGAAGAACACCAAGUCCACUCUCGAUGCUGAAUUGACAGCCAUUAGUCGCAACCUGGCGGCAUGGAUGGUUAUCAUCAAGAAAGAAAAGGCGACAUAUGAGACGUUGAACAAAUUCUCGUACGAUCACCAGCGCAAAACGCUCAUAGCUGAAGCAUGGGCACCGACCAACUCGCUCGGCCUGAUCAAGUCGACCCUGUCGGACGUCAACGAACGCGCUGGCUUGUCUGUACCUACCAUUGUGAAUCAGAUCAAGACGACCAAGACCCCGCCAACAUACUUCAAGUCCAAUAAAUUCACCGUUGGUUUCCAAACCAUUAUCGAUGCCUACGGCACAAUCAAGUACCGCGAAGUUAACCCCGCUCUACCUGCCGUCGUUACCUUUCCUUUCAUGUUCGCCGUCAUGUUUGGUGAUGCCGGACAUGGUGUCAUUCUCCUCCUGGCCGCUUGCGCCAUGAUCUACUUUGAGAAACGCCUUGAGCGCAGCAAACUGGACGAGCUUUUCUCGAUGAUGUUCUACGGUCGUUAUAUUGUCUUCAUGAUGGGUAUCUUCUCCAUCUACACCGGUCUUCUCUAUUGCGAUGCAUUCUCCCUCGGCCUCCCCUGGUUCAAGUCUAUGUGGGUCUGGGACAACGACGGCAAGGGCCCCACCGCAACACGUGUGGAGGGCUACACCUACCCCUUUGGCUUGGAUUACAGAUGGCACGACACCGAGAAUGAUCUCUUGUUCUCCAACAGUUACAAGAUGAAGCUCAGUAUUCUUCUUGGUUGGACUCACAUGACCUUCUCGCUCAUGUGGUCCCUCGUCAACGCACGGUACUUCAAGAGCAAGGUUGACAUCUGGGGUAACUUCAUACCCGGCAUGAUUUUCUUCCAGUCCAUCUUCGGAUACCUUGUGUUCACUAUCGUUUACAAGUGGUGCAUCGACUGGCCCGCACGUGGCGAGAACCCACCUUCACUGCUCAACAUGCUGAUCUACAUGUUCUUGCAACCCGGUACCCUCGAAUCUGGAGUCAAGCCCCUUUACCCUGGUCAAGCUACCGUUCAGGUCAUCUUGUUACUCAUGGCACUUGCCUGUGUUCCCGUGCUCCUGUUCUUGAAGCCCUUCUGGCUCCGAUACGAGCACAACAAGGCCCGCGCAAUGGGCUAUCGCGGUAUCGGCGAGCAUUCUCGCGUCAGCGCGCUGGACGAUGAUGACGAUGACGCUCGUCCACUCAACGGUGGCCGCGAGAGUUUCGGCGAUGAUGCUGAUGGCAUUGCAAUGAUUACACAGGACAUUGGUGCCGGUGAAGACCACGAGGAGUUUGAAUUCAGUGAAGUCAUGAUUCACCAGGUUAUCCAUACCAUUGAAUUCUGCCUCAACUGUGUGUCCCAUACCGCCUCGUACCUUCGUCUUUGGGCCCUCUCCCUCGCCCAUCAGCGUCUCUCCAUUGUGCUCUGGGAAAUGACCAUGAAGAACGCGUUUGCGCAAAGGGGCAUCACAGGCGCCAUCAUGAUGGUCGUGGUCUUUUACUUUUGGUUCGCGCUCACUGUGGCCGUGUUGUGUGUUAUGGAGGGCACGAGUGCCAUGUUGCAUUCACUUCGUUUGCACUGGGUCGAAGCCAUGAGCAAGCAUUUUAUUGGAGAUGGUGUGCCGUUUGAGCCGUUUAGUUUCAAGGUUUUGCUUGAGGAGGAUCCUGUAGAGUAG
Messenger RNA from Plenodomus lingam JN3, 2565 nucleotides. It is a transcript of the gene VPH1, whose product is annotated as H(+)-transporting V0 sector ATPase subunit a. Lineage: Eukaryota; Fungi; Ascomycota; Dothideomycetes; Pleosporales; Leptosphaeriaceae. Gene Ontology annotation, cellular component: fungal-type vacuole membrane; vacuolar proton-transporting V-type ATPase complex; vacuolar proton-transporting V-type ATPase, V0 domain. Gene Ontology annotation, biological process: proton transmembrane transport; vacuolar acidification. Gene Ontology annotation, molecular function: ATPase binding; proton-transporting ATPase activity, rotational mechanism. The record is from RefSeq and is a predicted model, not a curated record.